This is a messenger RNA of Sardina pilchardus (European sardine), 2930 nucleotides long. It is a transcript of the gene napaa, whose product is annotated as N-ethylmaleimide-sensitive factor attachment protein, alpha a. Gene Ontology annotation, cellular component: vacuolar membrane; terminal bouton; synaptobrevin 2-SNAP-25-syntaxin-1a complex. Gene Ontology annotation, molecular function: soluble NSF attachment protein activity; syntaxin binding. Lineage: Eukaryota; Metazoa; Chordata; Actinopteri; Clupeiformes; Clupeidae. The transcript has 11 exons. The record is from RefSeq and is a predicted model, not a curated record. Bases 96 to 983 code for a protein of 295 amino acids. Gene Ontology annotation, biological process: synaptic transmission, glutamatergic; regulation of synaptic vesicle priming; SNARE complex disassembly.
GCAGCCCUGUGAUGCAGUGGGAAGACUUCAGAUGAUACAUUGCUAGAAACGUCAGGUUAAUCGUAGGCUUAACAUACUCUCAAAACAAUCCAAAAAUGGACCACUCCGCAAAAGAACAGGAGGCUAUGGCUUUGGUGGCAGAAGCAGAUAAGAAAAUGAAGUCACCAGGGACGUUUUUGGGGACGUUAUUUGGGAGCUCUUCAAAGGCCGAAGAUGCCUGUGAUACGUAUGUAAGAGCAGCAAAUAUGUUCAAAAUGGCCAAAAAUUGGAAUGCGGCAGGCAAUGCUUUCAGCAAAGCUGCCCGACUGUACUUGCGAGUGGACAACAAAUUAAAUGCCGCUGUGAGUUUUAUUGACGCAGGAAAUGCCUUUAAAAAAUCGGACCCUGAAGAGGCAGUGAAAUGUCUUGGUCAGGCGAUUGAGAUCUACACUGAUAUGGGGCGUUUCACAAUUGCAGCUAAACAUCAUAUUACCACUGCUGAAAUAUAUGAAAAUGAGCUUCUGGACGUUGAGAAGGCUGUCGCCCAAUAUGAACAAGCAGCGGACUAUUACAAAAUGGAAGAGUCUACCAGUGCUGGCAAUAAAUGUCUCAUGAAAGUGGCUACGUAUGCAGCCCAACUGGAGCAGUACCAAAGAGCUAUUGAAAUCUAUGAGCAGAUUGGCACCUAUGCAAUGGAUAGCACUUUGCUCAAGUAUGGUGCGAAAGAUUACUUCUUCAAAGCAGCACUAUGUCACUUUUGUGUAGACAUGCUGAAUGCAAAGUUGGCCAUUCAGAGGUAUGAGGAAAUGUUUCCAGCUUUCUCCGACGCAAGAGAGUGUAAACUUGUCAAGAAACUCCUGAUUGCGCAUGAAGAAGAGAGUGUUGAUGCUUACACUGAUGCUAUAAAGGAAUUUGACUCGAUCACCAGGCUGGAUCAAUGGCAGACCACAAUGUUACUCAGAAUCAAGAAGACUAUCCAGGAUGAUGAGAGUGACCUGCGCUAACGCUCUUUUUGCGUUGCCUGGUGACCCCACACCCCAUCCUACUCCCUUUUCGUAUCUUUGUCUUAAUGUUUACACCUUUCAAUGGGAACUGCACUCACCGUUUUCAAAUGUGGCAUGUAUAGUAUAGGUAAUGUCUCCAAAGAACAGUAGCAUACAGUAUGUUUUUUCCACACAGAGCGGAGCCAAGUGCUGCUUAUAUGAAUCCUUUAUGCUUGUUAAAGACACAGUAUUGGUUCUGCAAGGGAACAAGCUGGUUUCUUAAUUUUAUUUAUUUUAUUUUAUUUGUUUUAACCCAUACUUUUCCUGGUAAGUUACUGACCAUUUAGAGGUGUACACCCACUGUUUAUGCUUCUGUGACACCUGGGUGGUUACAUCGGAAAUGGCAAAUUGUUAUUGCCCCAUAUAAUGUCGUCUACUUUUCUGUAUAAUUGAGUGCAGCUCAGUGGACUAAUUCCAGUAAUCAGGAACACCUACAACAUGAAACUCAUGGCGUUGUAAUGCUUAUCUAGAUCUAGAAAAACAUGGCAAACCAUGCUUUCAUGUAAGCUGGGGUUUGUUCACUUUAUUUUGCCUGACAGUGUUUCGCCAUAUUGCCACAUACUGUAGCUGCAAUGUUAGCAUCAGUAAAACUCACCAACUGUAAUAGAGUGAAAAUACGUUUUAAUUGGAGCGGUUGCUAACUCAAUUAACAUUUUUCGUACAAGAGAAAGGCUAGAAACAGUAGUAAAUUACCUUUUCAACGAGGCAUGGGAUGAAUAAUUCCAAACUUAUCCGUAAUUCCUGUCUUUGCAAGCUACCCCUAAGCAUCUUCACAGACUCCUUUUUUGUGAUCAGGAAUUAUUUAGUAUACAAGAGCACGUACUGCAUCCUAAAUACCCUACAUCCACUUAGUAUGACCUGUUCUGCAUGACGUCUUUCCACUUUUUUAUCAUUACUACAUAGGCAGAGUUAUAAAAGUCAGGCUUCAAAGAGCAAAAGUCCUGCCAUGUAUUGGUUUCCACCUGUGCACUUAGCACAGGUGAUUUCACAAAUUAGCUGAUCUACCUGGCUGAAGAUUACAGUAGUGGUAAUUCCAUUCAGCUGGUUUUGUGAACAGUUAGAAAAAAUACACGGUAGGACUUUUACUUGCUGAAGCCAGACUUUUACACCUCUUUACAAAAGCCUACAUCCAUUUAAUAUGAUCUGUUCUGCAUGAUAUCUUUCCAACUACAUAGCAUUCUUUGCCAUUACUACAUAGGUCAACCCAAAUUGAAGCUGAGUGUCGAGUCCUCUGUUUAAACUAUACACAUUUAAUUUUUAUGUAGGCUUCAUAUGGAAAGAUACUAAUUAUGUCCUCUAUUGAGGAACUUGGCCAUAGCUUAACAUUAUUAAGCUUUCACAAUCUAAAAAACCCACCAUCUAUAAUGUCAUGGACCUCACUCAAUUAUAUUUUAUUUAUUUAUUAUGAAUUUCAUUCUGCAAGGUCCAGGAGAACUUGCAAAAUUGUAAUGUAUUUACUGUGAGUGUACUACCAAGCACUACCAAGGAAUUAAAACCAUACUUUUUUUUUCACGUACAUCUAUUACUGAUAACAUUGCAGGUAUUUAAUUAACUGUGAACUAGUUACAAUGAAUAAAUAAACCUCAUGAAUUUUAAACCAUUCCAACCAUUUAAGGAAAAGUUUCCUGUAUUCCCAUCUUUUUCUAUUUACAUUUAUUUAAGUGCUAUGGCAAAAUACAUGAUUAAGCAAGUACUUGCUAUUGCUGAGGCUGAAAAGCAAUGUAAAUUGUAAUGAUAAUAAUAAUAAAAACAUUAUGUAAAUUAGAUUAAAUUUAGAUUAAAUUUAGCAGUGACCUUUUAGUCUGUGACCAACAUGUGAUAGCAUUUCAACUGCUCUCAGCAAUUCUCAUGUAUGUAUCUUAAUGAAUUCUUUGACAACAACUAAAUAAAAAACAAAAUACUGUCAAA